UACUUUCCACCAGUUAGAGAUAAUAAUAAUAUCCUGUCAUUCUACAGAUCAUAUAAUUAAACAGAUUGAAGCUGUUAAUUCACUCAUUGAUAUUCAACAUAUAAAGAGAAUAAUGGUAGUGAGUGUUAAUGAUGGUAAUAAUGAGAACUACAACAGUGUUAAUACAAGUCAAACUAGUUCUACAUCACCAACUAUUUCUACUGACCCUCUACCUAUUACAGGUUUAAUAGAUGCACAGAUUUUAGAUAAUGAUCCACUGGGGUUCCAUAAUCUAUUUUAUUGGUGGCUUACCAACGAUAGCAGUGACAGUGAACAUUUACAUAUAGUAUUUUCAUCAGCACAAGGCGAUAUAGACGAAUCUUUAUCUAUAAAAUGUGAUUUGUAUGAAAGAUUAUUAAGUCCUACACAGUUACCAUUCAUUGAAUCCUAUACUCUACACCCCGAUAGUGCUAGCUGUAAAUCAGUAUUUCCUAGUACUAGUAAAGCUACAGGGAUGACUGUUCCAAUACAUAAAAUAAAAAUAACUAAUUUAUUACCAACUACCAGUGUAUGUGAAUCACUAGUAUUUGGUAUGCCAAUGAUAGUACAAGCUACAACCUGUUGGAAAGUAGAUUGGGAUGAACUGGAUAAAAACCAGAAUAACUUUAAAGCAUUAUGUCAUUUAUUAUUGACAAAGGACCUGGUUAUGUUAGGUAAACUACAGCCAGAGACCAAUAGUAAACAAAAAGGUGGAAAGCAACAAGACAGUCUGUUGUUACCUAGAGGUACCUUCUUAAUCCUCCCAGCACCCAACGGCACCCUUCUUGUGAAAAGUAUCGCUGUGAGAGAAUUGAUCCUCCCUUUUCGUGAACGACAAUCCGAUGAGGAAAUACCAGAAAAAAGUUUAAACAUUGUGCAGACAUUUCUCAGUCAGAUUGACAUGAGCCCAUUGUAUAAUCCGUUGCUACAAGAUUCUGGCCUGUUUGAGUGUCUAAAAUACAAACCAAAACCAACUAAUUGUUCAAACAGACAACAUAAAAGACAAAGUAACAAGUCCUGGCCAAGUCCGGUACCAGUUAAAGUUACACCAGGUGAACCAAUAACCUUAACGUCUGGUUACAGUAACCAAUCAGAUUUUAACAAUAUACUCUUAUCGCGUAGAUCUACGUUUCUAACACAUCUUGAAUAAUUCCAUUGACUUCUCGAAUUUAAUUAUUUUAACAUAUCAUGUUCGCUCUAGUCAAGAAA
Molecule: messenger RNA, 1227 nt
Organism: Patella vulgata (common limpet)
Lineage: Eukaryota; Metazoa; Mollusca; Gastropoda; Patellidae
Product: meiosis 1 arrest protein
Exons: 9
Coding region: 113-1168 (351 amino acids)
Biological process (GO): meiosis I; male meiosis chromosome separation; spermatogenesis
Source: RefSeq, a predicted model, not a curated record